Molecule: messenger RNA, 1000 nt
Organism: Micromonas commoda
Lineage: Eukaryota; Viridiplantae; Chlorophyta; Mamiellophyceae; Mamiellales; Mamiellaceae
Exons: 1
Coding region: 1-918 (305 amino acids)
Molecular function (GO): protein binding
Source: RefSeq, a predicted model, not a curated record
AUGGCCGCCACCGCCCGCACCCUCGCGGCGUCCGUCUCGCUCGCCGCGCGCCCCGUCGCGGCGCCCCGCCGUGCCGCCGCCCGCGCGCCCGCGAGGUCUGCCUCCGUCGUCGUCAAGGCGGAGGGCGCCACCGCAGAGGCGACCGACGUGUACGAGGUCACCCUUCCCAAGUCCGUCGCGCUUCAGCUCAAGUUUGCGCGCGGCAACGACGGCGGCGCCUACUGCGUCUUCGUCCCCGACGAGACGGAGUUCGACGCCUUCGAGAUCGGCGACAAGAUCCUCGCCGUCUCGGCGUCGUUCGGGGACGAGGUCUGGGACGCCGACUCGUACGGCCAGGUGAUCUACGCCAUCAAGAACCGCAACGGCGACAUCUACCUCAAGAUGAAGAAGAUGAACGGCGACAUCUCCGCGCUCGAGCAGUCCGAGAAGAGCAGCGCCAUGAAGGCGGAGCGCGCGGGCGGCAACUACGGCGCGGGCACCAAGGAGAUGCAGAUGCAGAACUACUCCAAGAAGAAGGAGCUCGAGGUUCAGCGACUCGACAUGUUCGACGAGGCCAUCGCGCUCUACAACAAGAAGGACUACGACAACGCCCUGAUCAUCUUCGAGGAAGUGGCCGCGCUCGAGCCCAAGAACUUCAUGAGCGAUAACUUCCAGACCGCCACCGAGGUGUACAAGGUGACCAUGUACAACAUCGCGUGCUGCUUCUCCAAGCUCGGCCAGCUCGAUAACUCCCUCCAGGCGCUGAAGAAGUGCAUGGGCGCCGGGUGGACCGACUACAAGAAGAUCCGCACCGACCCUUCCCUGGCCGAGGUGCGGACGUCACCCAACUUCAAGGCGAUGAUCGACAAGUUCGACGAGCCGCUCAUCAACGAAAACGCCAUCAAGUUCAUGAAGGGAAUCUUCGGCGGCGGCAAGUGAGUCGUCGCGCCGUGUUGGACGUAAGGUAGGGAAACUAAUUAGCGAGGGUGGGGGAAUACAAUAAAAUCGCACGCGUUUAUCA